AAAAAAUUUUGCUUUUUUAAUUCAAAAUCACAUAGAGAUAGUUAGUUAUAAGUAAUAAAUAAAUAAAUUUCAAUUAUUGCUUCAUCAUAUUUAAGCAUUACAGCAAAAAAUUAUCUGUUGCAACUAGUAAACUUAAAAGCUACUAUAUACACUUAGGACUUUAUUUAGAUGUCAUAUCCAUAUACAAGUAAUUAUCCCAAUUAAUCAUAUAAAAAUAGCAUUUAAUAGUAGGCAUAAUAACAUAUCAAAGUUCGAAAUAUAAAUCCAAGUAAUCAAUAUUAUGAGCCAUAAUAUGACAAUCAAUAGAUAAACAAAAAUACAAUAAGUAAUAGAACAAGUAAUAUUACUUAAGUAUAGUAAAAACCAAACACUAUGACCUAAAGGGAUCCAAAAUAUUCUAAUAUUUAAUAGGGAAGCUAAUAAAAUUAUGAUAAUAGUAAAUAUCAAUAUCCAUAAUAGUAUAAAGUUAUUCCAAGUCAUCUUCCUUAGUAUAACACUGCAAAUAACAAUCCUUAAAUAAGGAAUCAAUAAUCCACAUAAUAAUUAACUAGUUAACCUAGAAUAGGAACAUAAAAUUAAACAGUAAAUUAAAUGACUACCUCAAAUAACUCUUAUCUUUAACCAAAUACAUAGUCAUAUAAUCCUAUUACUAACUAAUCUUAUUAAUAUUCAAAUGGAUCAUCUACGGCAUCCUCAAACAAAAAUAGUUUAACAACUUCAAAUUCCUCUUCUUAUGGUAAUGAUAAGAUAGGAGCCUAUAGUAAAAGUUAAUUAGAUUAAAACUAGAUAAAUUACCCUUAUGCCAAUCAAUACAAUACUCAAAAUUAUUCCUAAUCUGGUACUUAAAUGCAAUAAAACUAUGGAUAAUAUAAUCAAAACUCUACUUAGAGCACUAGGAAAGUAUUUCAUAGGAAAUGCGGACUAUAAAAUAUAGGAAAUACAUGCUACAUGAAUUCAGCUUUACAGUGUGUAUUUAACAUUCCAGGUUUCUUGGAUUAUUUCACUUCUGGAAAAUUUAAGAAAGAGAUUAAUUAAGCAAAUAAAGGUAUUGCUAAUGAAUUCGCUGAAUUGGCAUUAAGCAUUGAAGAAAAUACAACUAAAAAUAGUUAUUUACGUCCAUCAGGUCUUAAAUUUGCUAUUUCAAAAGUAAAUUAGCAAUUUUUAGGAAGUGGUUAAUAAGAUUCUUAAGAGUUUCUGAGGACACUUCUUGAUGGGUUGCAUAACGAUUUAAAUAGAGUUUAAGGCAAAAAGCCUUAUAGAGAAUUAGAAGCAAAUAUUAAAUUAAAACCACUAACAAAAAUUGGAGAAGAAUGGUUUUAGUAUUAUUUAGAUAGAGAUAAUAGCAUUGUUACUGAUUAUUUCACUGGGCAACUAAUGAGUAAAGUAACUUGUUAAGUUUGUCAGUCAGAGUCAAUAGCAUUUGAUAAUUUUAUGGACUUGUCGCUAAGUUUUACGGCAUUCAGAAUAUUAAUUUCAUUCGAAUUGGAUAGACUAAUUAAAGCAUUUUUAAAAGAAGAAAAUUUAGAUGACACUUAUUAUUGUAAAAAUUGUAAAAAGCACACAAAAUCAAAGCGCUAAUUUUAUAUUUGGUAGCUUCCUGAAGUUUUAGUAAUUCAUUUAAAAAGAUUCCAUUUUGGAAGUACUAGACGAGAAAAGAUUAAUUUGGAUGUGACUUUUCCAAUAUAAGAUUUAGAUAUGGGCUAAUAUCUAGAGAGAUAAACAAAUAAUUAAGAUUUUUUGUAUGAUCUUAUUGGCAUAGUAAAUCAUUCAGGAAACCUUUAUGGCGGUCAUUACACUGCAUAAUGUAGAAACCCUUAUGAUGGAACUUGGAAUGAGUUUAAUGAUUCUUAAUGGAAUGAAAUCAAUAUAAAAUCUUAGAAUUACGAUACAAAGGGCUCACAUGAGCCAUAUUUAUUAUUUUACUGUAAAAAAGGAUUAGCAUAAAAAUAUAGGAAUGCGAAAUGA
Messenger RNA from Tetrahymena thermophila SB210, 1965 nucleotides. Its product is annotated as ubiquitin carboxy-terminal hydrolase. Gene Ontology annotation, molecular function: cysteine-type deubiquitinase activity. The record is from RefSeq and is a predicted model, not a curated record. Gene Ontology annotation, biological process: protein deubiquitination. The transcript has 7 exons. Lineage: Eukaryota; Ciliophora; Oligohymenophorea; Hymenostomatida; Tetrahymenidae.